UUGGCACCUGUUGCAAACGGAAUGGUUCCCGAAAACUGGUUUGGAAAUCGUUUGCUGCUCCGGUUGUUGCGCUCUCUGUGAGACGGGAAGCCCACGCCCUGCAAACAGGUUUGGAGACUUUAGGCGUAAUGCUGACCUCUGCCGCCCUCAGAUUUUAAACCUCUCAACGAUAAAAUGGCAGAAGGACAUGAUGAUUCUGCCAAACGGGGAUCUGUAGAGCCUUUGUGCACCCCUCGGUCAUCCCACCGCUGCAGCUACACCGGUGAAUCUCCUCCGCAGUUUCACCGGAGGACUCGUCGUUCAGCCCAGGGUGAAGAUGAGGACUCGGUGGACUGUCACCCCAGCAUGCAGCCAAACGAACCGCCUUCGCCUUGCUUCUACGAGGAGCUCUUCUGCACCAGCAGGACCCCCAUGCCUCUGGCCCCGCUAACCGGUGCCUUGCUGGCCUCCUCGGGCCAGCGGAGCGACGUGGUGAAGGAAGGUUAUCUGGGCAAGCUGGAGCGGAGCCACAGGAGAUAUUUCGUCCUGAGGACAGGAAGUCACACUGGUCCAAGCAGACUGGAGUGGUACAAGAGCCGGGAUAAGUUCACAGCAAUGGAGAAGUCUGCUGGGAAGGCUGGUCUGUUUGGAGCCAACAAGCAAGGGGUCAUUUACCUCCGAUGCUGUCUUGGUGUGAGUCGGAGUGGCAGUACCCGCAAGGGCCACAUGGUGGCGCUGUACGACAAGGGCCAGACUCUUGUGCUGGUGAUGGAGGAGCAGCAGCAGCAGGAAGACUGGUACGUGGCCAUAAAGAAGGCGAUGGAGGAAGAGCAGAAGGACGAGGAGCACGAAGAAGGGUUGGACGAAGAGGACGAUGGGUACUGUACUCUACCGGCCGCAGCUUUCUUCAAAGAGGUCUGGCCCGUCAUGGUGAAGCCCAGAGGUCUGGGUUCCUCCAGACCGUUCACUGGGGAGAACCGCCUCUGCCUUACAGCGUCAACACUCGUCCUGGUCCGCCUGGGAUCCAGUAAUGACUUGCCAUCAGUGACGAUUCCGCUGCUGAGCGUUCGCCGUUUUGGACACCAGGACGGCUUCUUCUUUUUGGAGCUCGGCCGGACGGCGCCUCACGGCCCUGGAGAGAUCUGGAUGGAGGCGAGAGAAGAAGGAAACCCAGCUCUGGCCCAACACAUUCACGAGGCGGUACGGGAGGCGGUCCAAGCCCUACGAGCUCUUCCCGACUUCAGCAGAUCCCCGACCUCCAGUCACAAUCAACAGCCGGGCGUUCUGGCCUCAAAGCGCUGCCGGCCCAAACACAGAGACAGGCCGGCUAACGUUAGAGCACUUAAACCUCUGGCUCUGCACCCCAGAGACCCUGACAGCCAGACGAGUCCUGUGCACCUUCACCACGGAGCUCAGAAACCAGACGACACCAAGUCUGAGUCCUCCCUGAGCUUCACGUCGCACCUCAGCCCUUCCAGAUGCCAGCAGAGCCCCGUGCCAAAACCCAAAAGCUGCAGGACCCAGAGCUGGGAGUCGGCUGAGAAGGAAGAAGGGCUCGGCUACAUGAUGAUGUCCCCUACAGUCAGCCACAGCUUAUCGGAGCUAUCUCAGGAGGAUUAUGUGGUUAUGGAGAGUCCACAGAAACCCAGCCGGCCAGGGUACCUCUCCUCUUCAUCAUGUUCUUCCCUUCAGACGUCCUUCAGCAGCUCCACCUAUGACGGCUUCUCUCCUGUCCAUCCGUCCCGUCUUCACACCCAGGAGAUCAGUCAGCCGUGCUGCCCGGGGACUCCAGAAAAAGACCCUUCGUUCAACGCCAGCCGGUCCGCUCCACCGCAGGCUGAAGAGCAGCUGGAUCAGACCUCUGAUAGGUCUGUGCUGACUCCUCCCUUUUUGUUGAGCGGGUCAGGAAUCAAAAAGCCUCCACGGUCCAGUCCAGAUGUUGAUACAGGCCAGUCCGGUCACCCUCCGCCGGCGCCGGUCCAGUCUGCUGCCAGAAGAUACUGGCUCUCCAUGUGUUUUCUCUCUUGCCUUCAGACAGGGCAACGAGCUUGAGUGUUGGAGUAAUUACUUGUGCUUAUCGGUUAAAUUUUUGUAAUAAAUGUUGACUGUAACGUCUUUUUCUCACUAAACAAGGGCCUGCUGUCACCACUGAAAAGAGGAAAGCGAGGACGGAGCAGCAAUGAUCUAAAAGAUGAACUCUGCCUCUGGUUUCUGCACUUUAACACACUUGUACAGUGCACAAAUGUUAUCCGGAUCACAUGCUAAAAAAAUUGUUGGGGUUUUGAGAUCUUAGUAUUCUUGAAUUGUUUCAGUACAAUAAGAGAAAAAAAAAAUAAAGUUGCCUUUUUGACUGUU
Messenger RNA from Fundulus heteroclitus (mummichog), 2334 nucleotides. Its product is annotated as insulin receptor substrate 1. The record is from RefSeq and is a predicted model, not a curated record. NCBI's taxonomy places the organism in Eukaryota, Metazoa, Chordata, Actinopteri, Cyprinodontiformes, Fundulidae. The transcript has 6 exons. Gene Ontology annotation, cellular component: cytosol; plasma membrane. Gene Ontology annotation, molecular function: phosphatidylinositol 3-kinase binding; insulin receptor binding. The coding region runs from base 175 to 2031 and encodes 618 amino acids. Gene Ontology annotation, biological process: insulin receptor signaling pathway.